Molecule: messenger RNA, 1149 nt
Organism: Ilyonectria robusta
Lineage: Eukaryota; Fungi; Ascomycota; Sordariomycetes; Hypocreales; Nectriaceae
Exons: 2
Coding region: 1-1149 (382 amino acids)
Molecular function (GO): 2 iron, 2 sulfur cluster binding; iron ion binding
Source: RefSeq, a predicted model, not a curated record
AUGUCGUUCCUCAAGAGCUACUUCGGCCUGGGUGCCACCCCUGCACCUGUCUCUGUCCCUGACACCGACACCUCCAAGCCCCAGAAUGCCACAACCCAGUCCACCGGUAUCCGGGCUCUCCCCGGUUCAUGGUACGUCUCUCAGGAGAUGUACGAUCUCGAGAAGCGCGCCAUCUUCUCCAAGAAGUGGCUUCUCACCACCCACAACCUCAGACUGCCCAACAAGGGCGACUGGCAGCGAUACCAAGUCACCGAGUUCCACUAUGUUGUCUGCCGCGACCAGAACGAUAAGAUCAAGGCCUUCCACAUCGACCAGGACCUCAAGGAAUUCGACAUUGGGAAGCACGGUGUGUUUAGCAUCCACGUCCAGAUCGACAAGAAGGGUUUCGUCUGGGUCAACCUGGACGGUGGUGAGAAGCCGGAGAUCUCCUGGUCCGAGGACUUGGAGGGCUGCGACGACCAAGAGCGAUUUGACUACUACGACUGGGACUGCUACGAGUACGACCACACCUGGGAGAUGGAGGGCGAAUACAACUGGAAGCUCCUCGGCGACAACUACAACGAGUGCUACCACUGCCGAGUCUCCCACCCUGAUCUCAGGGACCUCACCGACAUCAACACCUACGUCGUCACACCCGUCAAGUCCUAUCUCAUGCACUUUGGCAGCCCCACGCCUGACAUGGUUGCCCGUGGCUUCAAGAUCGCCCCUACCUACUUCUUCCCCAAUGCCUCAGUCAACGUCUCACGAAACUUCUUCAUGAUGCAGCGAUUUAUCCCCACCAGCCCCCGCACUUCAAUCAUGCGGUACGAGGUCUACCGCAACAAGUACGCCACCGACGAAGCUUUCCAUGAGAUCGACUCCCUGUACAAGCGAGUCAUGGGCGAGGACAAGUUCCUGGCUUUGGGCGCCCAGCGAAACAUCGAGCGCGGCGUCUUCAUCAACGGCGAGAUGCACCCUGGCAUGGAGAAGGGCGCCAUCUGGUUCCAGACCAACGUGCGCGACCAGGUUCAAGAACACUUCAACCGAGAGGUGGAGGCUGGACGGCAGAUCUGGCCUGCGCAAAUAAGCAUGUCCAAGAUUGCGGCCCAGGCCGAAGAAAAUGUCCCCAUCGCACCGCUGGAGGCAGGGCCGGAAUCAAUUGCCAUUUAG